This is a messenger RNA of Rhodofomes roseus, 1208 nucleotides long. RefSeq lists its product as uncharacterized. The transcript is spliced from 4 exons. Bases 138 to 1208 code for a protein of 356 amino acids. Lineage: Eukaryota; Fungi; Basidiomycota; Agaricomycetes; Polyporales; Fomitopsidaceae. Gene Ontology annotation, biological process: attachment of mitotic spindle microtubules to kinetochore; protein localization to kinetochore; kinetochore assembly. Gene Ontology annotation, cellular component: kinetochore. The record is from RefSeq and is a predicted model, not a curated record.
GUCGCGACGCGUUCCACACGGUUCCAGACAUCUUCUCUUAACCCGACUGCUGCAGUUCGCUGCUCUCCCAGCAUUGGCUUGCGACAUACUCAGCUAAAGUUAUACAGGGCAUUCUACACAUCAUUGACAGCCCAAACAUGCCUGCUCCAGGCGAAAGUGAACAUACUGCGAAGCUAGAAGCUGCAAGGGCAUUGCAGACAACCCUCGAGCAAACACAGUUCCGCCUUGUCGACUAUCGAGAGCAAUUUGAUAACAAACAGAGCUUGCUUGACGGAGAUGCCGGACAGCUCUUCCAGGGGAGAGCAGGUCUCACAGACCCCGCCAUUGUCGGAGUCCAUCUCGCAUCACAAGUGGCCUUCUUGCGGAAGCUAAAGAUGCAGUACCUCGAGCAGAAAGCAAAAGACCAGUAUAUCAAGACGAUUGUAAGCGACGAUGCCCCGAAUAUCAACGCCGAGGACAACGAACGGCUGGCGCUCGCGAACGAGCAGAAGAAGGAGGCCUUGCGGAUAGCUAAGGCGCAGCUGGCAGAGAAGGAUGGCGACGUUCGUACGCUCGCCCCUCUGGUCGAGCAAGAUUACAACAAGGCCAAGGCCCUCACAUCGGAAGCCUCCGACCUUGCGCGAAAGAUUCUCGAUGCACGGUUACAACUCACUCGCCUACGACAAGCACAUCCACAUCCGCGACUCACAGUCGCGUCGGCCAACGCGCAGCUCGACGCACAAGUGGAGGAUAUGCAAAAGCUAGACGACGAGCUCCAGGGGAUCAACGCGACCAUUGACGAUGUCAAAGACAAGGUCAAGGAAGGGGCACGCGAAGUUGAGCGCCUCCGCAUUGAGAGGGCAGAUGCAGAGAAGCUUGUCAGGGCAGGCGAGGCCGAUGUUCAGGAUGGGCGAGUGCGCGGAUUAUACGACUGGUUCACAGCGUCACUCGCACUACAUCGCUCACUUCAUUCACUCGAGUCCUUCCGAUCCGUGUCCGAGAACGAGCUCCAUCUGACAUACUCGAUUACACCGACAUCCGCUCCCGACACGCGACCACGCCCUAUCCGCAUCGUCCUGCUUUUCGUGCCCAAUACGAGACAGCUAGCGGAUGCACAAAUCGAAGGUCUCAGGGAAGAUGUGGGUGACAUCGUUGGUGCCCAUGUCCAAGCAAAUGACGUCCCCGGCCUCCUGGCUGCUGUUUUGUCGAGAGCUCGAGCAGGAUUCUAG